This is a messenger RNA of Paramecium tetraurelia, 1017 nucleotides long. RefSeq lists its product as uncharacterized. NCBI's taxonomy places the organism in Eukaryota, Ciliophora, Oligohymenophorea, Peniculida, Parameciidae. The transcript has a single exon. The record is from RefSeq and is a predicted model, not a curated record.
AUGUUUCUCCAUACUUGCCUGCAAUAUGAUAACUGGGUCCUCUUCAGUUAGUAUCAUUUAAGUUGUAUUUUCUGGACCCUAAAAUCAAUAUCUAAACUACAGGUAAAGAAUCAUGAGUUACAAUUUAUUCUUUUGAAAACUUGCCAAUUAUUGAUCCUAGUUUAGUAAGACUCACUCCCAAAUAUAAGAUCCUGCUUUCGUUGUAUUUUCACUCUUGCAUUUUUUCCUUUUCAUCAAUUACGAGGCUUCAAUAUUUUGAUAGAGGUUUAUAUUGAGAAAUAUUAUAAUUUAAAGGAGAAGGAUCCUAUUAACAAUGCAUUCGACCUCUAUUAGAGAUCUCAAUCCUAAAUUCAUCAAAAAUAAAUAAUACUUAGUUACUCAGCAAAUGGAUUUUAAUUGAUAUGUGCUGGGUCUAGGGACAAACUAUUUUUCACUCUGAACUUAUAAUUUCUUUCAACUGAACCCCUUACUUAUUUAUUAUAAUUGCCAGAAAAGCUCCAGGUCCAAAAGUCGGAUUAGCUCUAUCAAUAGUCCUCUAUGAGACACUUACUUAAUACUAUUUUUUGUUUUAAGAGUUUCUAAAUUAUAAGAACCAAGUCCUGGUCUAUUAGAAAAUUCAAUAUAAAAACGGUCGCUUGUUGUAAAAACUUUAUUAGUAGAUUAAAAAGAAUGAAUUUCCUUAAAAUCUUAAUGAAAAGGCCCUGGAGUUUUUAGAACAUCAUUUCCUGUAUUUUCGAAUUUAUAUUAGAAAGUAAAUGCUGGAGAUUUUUUCUAAUCAGUCCAAUAUCAAGAGGGGGUUUGUCUUGUUCUUAAGCUUUUUUGAAUUUGGUUAAAUAAUCUAAUUGCAGAUUUCAUACUGAUAGAUUUCGAAUAUAUGCUCUUGGUUCAGGUUCAUAAAGUUACUUUAGAGGGAUUUAGAGAUUUUAAAACCUCCUGAUUAUGGAGAUGUUAAAUUGUGUGAAUUAUUUGUAACAUUAUUUUGAAUAGUCUUUCUACAGGACCUUUAUUUCCAUGUGA